This is a messenger RNA of Chaetomium globosum CBS 148.51, 498 nucleotides long. RefSeq lists its product as uncharacterized. The transcript has a single exon. Bases 1 to 498 code for a protein of 165 amino acids. Lineage: Eukaryota; Fungi; Ascomycota; Sordariomycetes; Sordariales; Chaetomiaceae. The record is from RefSeq and is a predicted model, not a curated record.
AUGCAUCUUUCCAACAUCAUCUCAUUCAUCUUAGGUGGCUUGCUAGCAGCACCUCUCGCACUGGCAAACCCAGACCUCAAGCCCUGGCUAAUCUCCCACCUCAGCACCUUUAGCCCCCCUGACCGCGAGGGCAGCUCCCCUUGGAGCGUCAUCAACAUCACCAUCGUCGACCCCAAUGGCAUGAUUUCCAACCCCACAAUCUGCGCCACUAAAUGGACCUUCGAGGAACCGCCGUACGACAAAGUCAACGCGUGCUCUGAUAUCCCCGGCGGGCAGUGGAGUUUUGCCAUGCUGGAAUCGGAUUCUGCGAAUCCCUCCCCUACGACCGAUUUUAAGGUGCGCUUUGAGUUGAAGAAGGGGGGUGAGGUGUUUGAGGGGACGGAGGGGUUCAAGGUUGGGGACAAUAUGAGUGGACUGUGCUCGGCGGGCGGGGUGUGUUCGUUUGGGUUGAAGGAGGAGAACACGCCGUUUCCUGUGGUUCAGGCCAAGAUUGAGUAA